This is a messenger RNA of Coprinopsis cinerea okayama7#130, 576 nucleotides long. RefSeq lists its product as hypothetical. Lineage: Eukaryota; Fungi; Basidiomycota; Agaricomycetes; Agaricales; Psathyrellaceae. The coding region runs from base 1 to 576 and encodes 191 amino acids. The record is from RefSeq and is a predicted model, not a curated record. The transcript has 3 exons.
AUGGCCGUUUUGGACGUUUUUGGGCUCGUUUUGAAGGGCGGGCGCCGGGUACGGCAACCCCUUACCCGUACCCGUACCCGCAGCCUACCCCGUACCCGUAACCCGCCGGGUAUCGAAAACCCGUGUCCAUCACUAGAUGUCUUCUCUUCACUGUCUGGGAGAUGGGGAGCUCAAGCUGAAAGAUGCAACGAUAGCCAUCGGAAGAAAAACCACCCAAGCGCCGCCUAUAGUUUCUUCGACCACCCGACCAACUCCCUACGACAGCGCGCAUGGCUGGUCUUCUCUGUAGGUGGACUAGUGCGCUACGCGGCAUUGCGCAAAGUCACUAUGAAUGCUCGCGGGGCGUUGGCAUCCUUCACCUCUGGUCGGGAGUUUGGGAACUGGUGGUGUCAAGGUCGGUCGCCUGUCGACGCGUUCGCCUUCAUACUGCCCAAGAUGAUGGUUCCAUCGCUGAAGACUCUCGUCUUGGAGACCCGAUAUCAUAGACCAGCUCUAUUUGCGGCUAUCGUCCACGAGGACUCUGACUGGGAAACCCUUGAUUUCGUGUCUUGCCGGGUUACAAUGGUUCAGGACUGA